Pungitius pungitius (ninespine stickleback) is the source of this 363-nucleotide messenger RNA. Its product is annotated as retinol-binding protein 2-like. The coding region runs from base 1 to 363 and encodes 120 amino acids. Gene Ontology annotation, molecular function: fatty acid binding. The transcript has 3 exons. Gene Ontology annotation, biological process: fatty acid transport. Gene Ontology annotation, cellular component: nucleus; cytosol. Lineage: Eukaryota; Metazoa; Chordata; Actinopteri; Perciformes; Gasterosteidae. The record is from RefSeq and is a predicted model, not a curated record.
AUGCCUGCAGACUUCAGUGGGAAAUGGAUACUGGAAACCAAUGACAAAUUUGAGGAGUACUUGAAAGUGUUGAAUAUUGACUUUGCCACAAGGAAGAUUGCUAUCUCACUAUCUCAGACCAAAGUGGUUGCCCAAGACGGAGACAAGUUUGACAUCAAAACUCUGAGCGCCUUCAGGAAUUAUGAGCUCGCCUUCACUGUCGGAGUCGAGUUUGAUGAGUACACCAAGGGAUUAGACAACAGAAACAUCAAGUGUCUCGUGACCUGGGAGGGAGACAAGCUGGUGUGCACUCAGAAAGGAGAAAAGGCAAACCGGGGCUGGAAACACUGGAUUGAAGGAGACAAACUCUACCUGGUGGGUUGA